Molecule: messenger RNA, 2692 nt
Organism: Kogia breviceps (pygmy sperm whale)
Lineage: Eukaryota; Metazoa; Chordata; Mammalia; Artiodactyla; Physeteridae
Gene: TXLNA
Product: taxilin alpha
Molecular function (GO): syntaxin binding
Source: RefSeq, a predicted model, not a curated record
AAGCAGCCAGGCGCAAGACUCUGGGAGCUGAAUCAUAGCUCCGUCGAGACAAAAACGAGGCUGACGUGAGUAUUUGUGCAGAAUGACUGGCUCCUUUCGGACCUCCUGGGUGGGCGGCUCCGAGGACUAAAACCCUAUUGCAUCUUGGGAGUUGGCGGCAGCCCCAGUGCAUGGAGGGAAGCGUAGUCCUUUCCCUCCCCUGCCUUCCCAACUCACCCGCCUCGCAGGCCGCCUUCGCUUCAUCGUUCCCAGCAAGCCCCGCGCGAGCGCCGGCUAUUGAUUGGCUGCAGCGCUAGCAGGAGGCUCUGCCGGCAGCAGUUAUCCAGGGUUUCCGGUACGAGGGCAGAGCGGGCGAAGCCGUCGGGGCGUCGGCAGUGAGGAUCUGCUCCUAACCUAACAUUGCAAACCACAAUGAAGAACCAAGACAAAAAGAAUGGGGCUGCCAAGCAAUCAGGCAACACUUCCAACCCAAAAAACACCCCGGGUCAACCGGAAGCUGGACCCGAGGGAGCCCAGGGGCGGCCCAGCCAGUCGGCUCCUGCGACAGAAGCUGAAGGUUCCACCAUCCAGGCUUCAGGGAAGGCUGAGGGAGCACAAGCCAAAACUGUUCAGUCUGGGGCCCUCCAGGAUGUCUCUGAGGAGCUGAGCCGCCAGUUGGAAGACAUCCUCAGUACAUACUGUAUUGACAACAAUCAGGGGGGCCCAGGCGAGGAUGGGGCACAGGGUGAGCCUGCUGAACCCGAGGAUGCAGAGAAGUCCCGGACCUACGCCUCGAGGAAUGGGGAGCCCGAGCCAGAGACCCCAGUAGUCAAUGGUGAGAAAGAGACUUCCAAGGGGGAGCCGGGCACAGACGAGAGCCGGGCAAGUGACGAGGUCGUAGACCGAGACCACCGAAGGCCGCAGGAGAAGAAGAAAGCCAAGGGUCUGGGAAAGGAGAUCACGUUACUGAUGCAGACGUUGAACACGCUGAGUACCCCAGAGGAGAAGCUCGCGGCUCUGUGCAAGAAGUAUGCUGAGCUGCUGGAGGAGCACCGGAACUCCCAGAAGCAGAUGAAGCUCCUGCAGAAGAAGCAGAGCCAGCUGGUACAGGAGAAGGACCACCUGCGUGGCGAGCAUAGCAAGGCUGUCCUGGCCCGCAGCAAGCUCGAGAGCCUGUGCCGAGAGCUGCAGCGCCACAACCGCUCCCUCAAGGAAGAAGGCGUGCAGCGGGCCCGAGAGGAGGAGGAGAAACGCAAGGAGGUGACCUCGCACUUCCAGGUGACACUGAAUGACAUCCAGCUGCAGAUGGAACAGCACAAUGAGCGCAAUUCCAAGCUGCGCCAGGAGAAUGUGGAGCUGGCGGAGAGGCUCAAGAAGCUGAUUGAGCAGUACGAGCUACGGGAGGAGCACAUUGACAAAGUCUUCAAACACAAGGACCUACAGCAGCAGCUGGUGGACGCCAAGCUCCAGCAGGCCCAGGAGAUGCUGAAGGAGGCAGAGGAGAGGCACCAGCGGGAGAAGGAUUUUCUCCUCAAAGAGGCUGUGGAGUCCCAGAGGAUGUGCGAGCUGAUGAAGCAGCAGGAGACCCACCUGAAACAGCAGCUUGCCCUAUACACGGAGAAGUUUGAAGAGUUCCAGAACACUCUUUCCAAAAGCAGUGAGGUGUUCACCACAUUCAAACAGGAGAUGGAAAAGAUGACUAAGAAGAUAAAGAAGCUGGAAAAAGAAACCACCAUGUACCGGUCCCGGUGGGAGAGCAGCAACAAGGCCUUGCUUGAGAUGGCCGAGGAGAAAACACUCCGGGACAAAGAGCUGGAGGGCCUGCAGGUGAAAAUACAGCGGCUGGAGAAGCUGUGUCGGGCACUGCAGUCAGAGCGCAAUGACCUGAACAAGAGGGUGCAGGACCUAAGUGCUGGAGGCCAGGCUCCCCUCACUGACAGCGGCCCUGAGCGAAGGCCAGAGGCUGCCAUUACCUCCAAGGAACAGGGUGGCGAGGGGCCCAGGGUCCAAGCACCUAGCUCCCCAAGGGUCACAGAAGCUCCUUGCUGCCCCGGAGCACCAAGCAUGGAAGCAUCAGGCCAAACUGGGCCCCAGGAACCCGCCUCCAUCACUGCCUAGGGAGCUGGGAAGGGAGCGAGCAGCCCAGCCAGGCCUGGCCCAUGUGAGGCUUCCGCUGCUGAGGCCCAGGGUGCUGUGACCUGGCUGGCAUCUGACUCUUUGCAGUUUGGGAUUUUGUGGGUCGGUUUUGCGUACAUAUGGCAUAUGUGCAAGGCCUCAUACAUUUAUAUCUGUAAGUGUAAAACGGGCUUGCAUCGGAGGUGGGGGUGUGUACAGAUGAAGUCAGUGGCUCUUCUGUGAGCUGAAGAGUCUGAAAGUGGCGUUGUCGUCUGGCUGCCGUCACAGUAAGCUGGCAGGAGAAGUGAUUUGAGCGUUUCCCUGCCCAAAUUGAGGCUCAGCCCCUCCCUCCCUGCUACCUUCAGGGCUCAUGACAGGUGACAUGCCCAGGCCAUGACUGUGUUCUCCUGUUAGUGGGACUUGGGCAGCUCUGGCUCUCCUAGCUCUCCUGGAAGGUCCUUUGCUUCUCUUAACCUGGAAAAGGGGUCACCAGGCAGAGCGUUGACAAGGCGUUCAGAGCCAGCGAUCAGACUGCUUCCCUACCUAGGACAAGGGACCUGGAGCAUGUUCUGUGCGGGAUGAUGUGCUGGUAGGGAGC